AUGAAUGAAGGUAAGAACCGCGUUCAAGGAAUACAUGGUGAAUUUCCUAGCACUUUUAACUGCUCACACCGUCGCUCACAAAUGUCUGGUGAUGAUGAGAGUGAAGUUGGCGACUCUGGUGAUGAUGAGAGUGAAGUUGGCGACUCUGGUGAUGAUGAGAGUGAAGUUGGCGACUCUGGUGAUGAUGAGAGUGAAGUUGGCGACUCUGGUGAUGAUGAGAGUGAAGUUGGCGACUCUGGUGAUGAUGAGAGUGAAGUUGGCGACUCUGGUGAUGAUGAGAGAGAAGUUGGCGACUCUGGUGAUGAUGAGAGUGAAGUUGGCGACUCUGGUGAUGAUGAGAGUAAAGUUGACGACUCUGGUGAUGAUGAGAGUGAAGUUGGCGACUCUGGUGAUGAUGAGAGUGAAGUUGGCGACUCUGGUGAUGCUCAGAAUGAGGUUGGCGACUUUGGUGAUGCUGAGAGUGAAGUUGGCGACUCUGGUGAUGCUAAGAGUAAAAUUGGCGACUCAGGUGAUGUUGAGAGUGAAAUUGACGACUCUGGUGAAGCUGAGAGUAAGUUGGAGACUCUGGUGAUGCUGAGAGUGAAGUUGGCGACUCUGGUGAUGCUGAGAGUGAAGUUGGCGACUCUGGUGAUGCUGAGUGAAGUUGGCGACUCUGGUGAUGCUGAGAGUGAAGUUGGCGACUCUGGUGAUGCUCAGAAUGAAGUUGGCGACUCUGGUGAUGUUGAGAGUGAAGUUGGCGACUCUGGUGAUGCUGAGAGUGUAGUUGGCGACUCUGGUGAUGCUGAGAGUGAAGUUGGCGACUCUGGUGAUGCUGAGAGUGAAGUUGGCGACUCUGGUGAUGCUGAGAGUGAAGUUGGCGACUCUGGUGAUGCUGAGAGUGAAGUUGGCGACUCUGGUGAUGCUGAGAGUAAAGUUGGCGAACUUGAAGAAGCUAGGAGUCAGGACGGCGGGGAACAGUGA
This is a messenger RNA of Homarus americanus (American lobster), 960 nucleotides long. Its product is annotated as chloride intracellular channel protein 6-like. Lineage: Eukaryota; Metazoa; Arthropoda; Malacostraca; Decapoda; Nephropidae. The coding region runs from base 1 to 960 and encodes 319 amino acids. The record is from RefSeq and is a predicted model, not a curated record. The transcript has 2 exons.